Molecule: messenger RNA, 313 nt
Organism: Dimorphilus gyrociliatus
Lineage: Eukaryota; Metazoa; Annelida; Polychaeta; Dinophilidae
Source: the annotation of a GenBank genome assembly
UAUGAAUUCUCUUUCAAUUGUUUGUAUCGUCGCUUUGGCAUUGUUUGCCUGUGCUUCCUGUCAGGAAGGUCGAACUGGAGCAACUGGUGCAACAGGCUGGGGAAGAACGGGAGGAACGGGAGCAACUGGUCCAAUUGGUGUUGCUGGUAUGCCCGGUGCGCCCGGACCAGCCGGUCCACGCGGUCCACCCGGUCCACCCGGUCGAGGAGGAAAUGGCGGAUUUGGAGGUAAUGUGGACAGCAGUGGAAAACUCGACCAUGGAAAACUAACCUGUUUCUUGAGCUGUUUGAAUGAGAAAUGCGGCAUCCUAUAG